AUGGAGCCUUUUUCAUUCCAUCAGGAGCAGAAGCUGGAGCAAGCUAUGCUAGAGACUCAAGUUUGGGGGCCAAAUCCUCUUCUUUGGUAUGGGUCUGAUAGAGUUCUCAAUCAACUACUGGUCAUACCCAUCGCUACCACGGCAGGACUAGGUGGGAGUAUCAUAGACUCUCUAUUUGGUGCAACGUUACAAUUUAGUGGAUUCUGCUCAAUUCUCCAGAAGGUUGUUGGGAAGCCAGGACCAACUGAUAAAAAGAUUUCAGGUCUCAGCAAUCUUGACAACAAUGCAGUGAACUUUGUGUUGACCAUGAUUUUAACUUCAAUAGCUUGUUUGUACAUAUUUUAG
Molecule: messenger RNA, 345 nt
Organism: Vicia faba (fava bean)
Lineage: Eukaryota; Viridiplantae; Streptophyta; Magnoliopsida; Fabales; Fabaceae
Source: the annotation of a GenBank genome assembly